AUGCUGCGCGACACGCUCAAGUGGCGCGACCAGUGCCGCCGGGAGGAGAUUCGAUGGGCUGACGUGGCGGAGGAAGGCGCGACUGGCAAGGUGUACCGAACGGCGUUCCAGGACAAACACGGCCGCCCAGUCGUGGUGCUCUCUGCCGGCCAGCAGAACACCAACAACCACGCGGGGCAGGUGCGGCACCUCGUGCAUUGCCUUGAGAAUGCCGUCAUGAACCUGCCUGCUACUGCCUGCGAGCAACAGCAGCCGCAGCAGCAGGAUAAUGGCAGGCAGGGGGAGCAGGAGCAGAUGGUGUGGCUGAUUGACUUCCGCGGGUGGAGCAUGCGCAAGGCCCCGCCGCUCAAGACGUCUCGCGAGGUGCUGAGCAUUCUGCAGAGCCACUACCCGGAGAGGCUCGGCGCUGCUGUCAUCUACAGCCCGCCCGCCGUCUUCGAGGCCUUCUGGAAGGUGAUCCGGCCCUUCAUAGACCCGGUGACAUUUAACAAGAUUCUCUCUGUCAACCCAUCCAAGCUCGACACGGUGAAAAAGCUCGAAGGGAUAUUCGACCUGGACCGCCUUGAGGAGGCGUUUGGGGGGCGAUCCAAGUGGACCUAUGACCAUGCGACAUAUGGCGAGAUGAUGGCGCGGGAUGAUGAGAAGACGGCAGAGUACUGGGGGAUAGUGGAGGGGGAGCGGUUGGGGCAGCAGCAGGAGAUUGUGGGGGAUGAGGGUGGGGACGGUGCUGACAGCACUCAGGGCACACAUGCGCAAACGAAUGGAGUGCUCACGAAUCUCCAUAAGAUGAACCUCAACAGGUUCAUCAAGCGACCAACGUGGCCCCAAUAA
Messenger RNA from Closterium sp. Yama58-4, 831 nucleotides. The record is from the annotation of a GenBank genome assembly. NCBI's taxonomy places the organism in Eukaryota, Viridiplantae, Streptophyta, Zygnematophyceae, Desmidiales, Closteriaceae.